CACCAAUCCAAGCAUAGACUGCCCUAUAUAACCAAGCUGCAGCCCCUCCUCCUCCUCUUUCUUUCUGCUCGUUAGCAGCAUCAGUGUCUAACAGAGCUGGGACUCCACGCUUAUAUUGUACAUCCAUACAUAUUUUAACUACAUCAUGUCUGAUGAUCAGCUGUCUCCACCUAAUGGUGGGCUGACUCAUUCAUCUCAGGACCAUACCCUAGCCCCUUCUGAAUUAUUGCAACAGAUGGUGUCUACAUCGGUCCAAUCCGCCCUGGCCUCCGCCAUGUCAUCUGUCAAUGACAGCAUAUCAAAGUCUGUUUCCAUGGUGUUGUCACGGCAACACCGGGAAGGGCCGGCCUCUUCAGAUACCCCCUUGGUCGCCUCCCACAUACAAUCCCAGGCUUCCAGCCUACUAAGACCCGGCAAGUCGGACCGGAAGAGACGCUAUUGCUCCGACUUAGAUACCCACCUUACCAAUACACCUACUAUUGGAGGUGGUUCUAAACUAACUAAGACCUCAGUGCCUCCUGAGGAUACCACUGUGAGUGCUCAGAACCCCACGGAUUGGUAUGACAUGCCCUGUGGAACCUCUCGGUCUUCCAGGCGUAAUAAGCCCGACUCUUUUGUUGAAGAUUCAGAUGGCACCUCAGACUCUGGGGAUGAUGAUUUGUAUGAGUUUGAGGACGAGGAUCUGGAAGGGAACGCGAGUCGUUCUCCUCCACAUAGCUCCGCUGACACAAACGCCCCGGGCGAUCUUGGAUUCCAUGGGAAUUCCAUUCUUCAGCCCAGAGAAUAUCAAACACCCCCAUGUGGACGCCCAUGUCACAGGUGGCUGAUUAUGUUUCGGCUUGGCUGCGCAAAUCUUUAGAUAGUCGCAACCGCAAUAAAUUGAGGGCGGAGUGUCCGCGACCGUCACUGUCCAGUAAUGUCGCCAUGACGCCAGAGUUGGACCCCAUUCUGGUGCGCUAUCUGGUUAAGACCGGUAAAAACCCUAAAAAGGGUAUUGACAAAUCUUUCAAAGCUGUUCAGGACAAAUUGUUGGAUGUUCUUGGGCCUAUGACUAAGAUUUUACAAUUGGCCGAACAUGCUGUCGCUUCAGGGGAAGUAAUUGAUGCAGACAUUUUACGGGGCUGGGCAUUACGAGCAGUAUGCUUGCUCGGCAAUGCAAACUCUGCGGCGUCUACGGAACGCCGGAGGUCCAUCCUUAUGCGGCUGGACCCCCAACUUACUCACCUGGCUACCGACGAACCUGGUCCAUCAGCGGACGGUUUACUGUUCGGGGAGGCCUUUCUUAAAAAAAUAAAUACGUAUGUUGGCCUUUUCUCGGGCCUUGACAAAGCCCAAUCCUCUUUAAAAAAGGUGGGCGCUAACAAGGCUUUCCCCAGGGCUGGAAGGGGUAGGGGUCGCCCUUCCGGCCGUGCCACCAACUAUAGACCCUAUAACAGGGGCCACUACAUGCCUGACAGACAAUAUUACGCACCAGUUCCCCCACCACCACAGCCCUCAACUCCAUUCUUUCUGCCUAGAGGACGUCCGUGGAGAGCGAGGGGUGCCAGCCGCGGAUACCCAAGAUCCAGGGGCACAGGUGAGACUACCUAUUCUGGCACUUCGCAUUUAGGAAGCCCCAAUGGUGCCAGAACAGCAAAAUAACCCCCACAUGGCAUACCAUUUUGGAAACUAGAG
Messenger RNA from Hyla sarda, 1674 nucleotides. RefSeq lists its product as uncharacterized. NCBI's taxonomy places the organism in Eukaryota, Metazoa, Chordata, Amphibia, Anura, Hylidae. The transcript is spliced from 2 exons. Bases 146 to 859 code for a protein of 237 amino acids. The record is from RefSeq and is a predicted model, not a curated record.